This is a messenger RNA of Hydra vulgaris (swiftwater hydra), 996 nucleotides long. RefSeq lists its product as uncharacterized. NCBI's taxonomy places the organism in Eukaryota, Metazoa, Cnidaria, Hydrozoa, Anthoathecata, Hydridae. The record is from RefSeq and is a predicted model, not a curated record.
AUGGCUGAAAUUGAAGAUGAAGAAGUAAGUCAAGCAGCUUUAGAAGGUCGACCAACUUCGAUUGUUAAAAUGUCAUUGCUUGAAGGUGGUGAUAGACGUCGAUACAAUCUUCCUUCACAUGAGGAAGUUGCCAUUGUUUUUGUUAGGGAUGAUGGUGCUCCACCUCCAUCUAGGGAAGUAGUUAUAUACCCUCGAGGUCAGGCCUUAAAAACAAUUUCAAGUAUGUCUGCAAAUCUAGAUCCAAUGAUAUAUCCAAUAUUUUUUCCAAGAAGUGAUGCUGGAUGGCAUGAGCAACUAGAGCAUCAUCCUGACCGAGCUACACGUGUUAGAAAUCGGGUUACUUUGUCUCAGUACUACAAUUACAGGCUUUCUGUUAGAGAAACCUUUAAUCCUAUAUUUUAUGGUAAGAAGCUUUUUCAACAGUAUGCUGUUGAUGCAUAUGUCAAGAUUGAAGGUCAGCGCCUUGCUUUUAUUAGAAAUAACCAAAACAGACUUAGAAGUGAACAAUAUGAUACAUUAUAUGAACAUGUAAAUAACGCUGCAAAUAACCUUAAUGUAAGACCAGGUCGUGUUUUUAUACUACCAUCCUCAUAUGUUGGAAGUCCAAGAGCUUUAAAAGAAAAUUUUGAAGAUGCAAUUAUGAAGAGAUAUGGCAAACCAGAUCUUUUUAUUACUUUUACCUGCAAUCCAAAAUGGAAAGAAAUUACAGAAAAUUUAAAUCCAGGUGAGAGCCCAUCUGACAGACCUGAUUUAGUUUGUCGUGUAUUUAAGAUGAAACUUAAAUGCUUCCUAGAUGAUAUUUUUAAACACGGAGUCUUAGGUAAAGUUAUAAGUCAUGUACAGGUUAUUGAGUUUCAAAAACGUGGUUUGCCACAUGUACAUAUUUUAUUGCACUUUGUAAAUGAUGAUAAGGUAGAAACAGCAGAGGAUAUUGAUAGUCUAAUAUCAGCUGAAAUUCCAGAUCAAACUGUUGAUCCUGAACUUUUGAAAUUAUAA